AUGUCACAACCCGCUUUGUUGGAUGACGAUGAGGUUGGAGAUUCGAGCCACCAUUGGCCCACUGCUCAUGGCAGGUCAACCUCAACGUCACCAUCUGAGACCGAUAGCUUCAGCAGCUCUCCGGAAGAUGAGGAUUUUAUGCCCAGGUCAAGAUCGGCCUCCUUCUCCGCGCGUUUUCGGCAAGCCGGCGGAGUCAAUAGCAUCGACAACUUCGCACGGUCAUGGCAGCGAGCCGCAUGCUUCCCGGAGGUUCUACCUCGUCGCCCCUCCUUCGUGACAGCUGACGCAGACGAAGAGUGGGAUACUAUACGAUCAAGUCUUCCCAGGUCGUACGAUCAGCGCGACCAUGAGGUGAGCUCUACACGGCCUUUACUGAGCUCGGACGGGGGUGCGGAAAACCGCAGUACUGCUACACAGGUCUAUUCGGGGGUUCCGAGCACGAGUCCAGACAGAUGUGAGCCCUUGCUUGGGACAUCCUACGGUACAAUUUCUUCGCGAAUCAGUCAAACAGCGCGAAGGAAUGCAGCCCAACUUCACAGGGAACAAAAAAGUCGCGGUGACACCGCAGUGGAACCCGAAGGGGCGUCACUACUUGUCAAGCAAGUCCAACACAACAAUGGUACACGCGAAUGUGUGGUUGUUGGGCAAUCUACUGUUCCGCAAACUAUUUUCAAUUCCGUAAACGUAUUAAUCGGCAUCGGUCUUCUAAGCCUACCGUUGGCAAUGAAACAAGCGGGUUGGCUUAUAGGACUGACGUUCUUACUCUUGGCAGCAUUUACCACAGCAUAUACAGCGAAAAUCCUGGCAAAGUGCUUGGAUGUUGACCGAAGUCUUGUCACUUACGCUGAUCUAGCUUAUAUCAGUUUUGGGUAUCACGCGCGCUUAGUCACGAGUCUGUUGUUCUGCUUGGAGCUCAUAGGGGCUUGUGUUGCCCUUGUUGUACUCUUUGCAGAUAGCCUGCAAGCUCUAGUGCCAGGUCUCAGCAUUCUCCAUUGGAAAUUUAUUUGUGGGCUCAUGCUUAUCCCUCUAAACUUCUUACCCUUGAGGCUUCUCAGUGUGACAAGUAUUCUUGGCAUUCUGUCUUGCACAUCUAUUGUCUUGAUCAUAUGCAUUGAUGGGGUGCUGAAAGCAACAGCGCCGGGUUCCCUGCUCCAACCAGCCCGGACUUCACUGCUGCCGGAUAAGUGGGCAACCCUUCCUCUCAGCUUUGGCCUGAUAAUGUCACCGUGGGGCGGUCAUGGUGUCUUUCCAAAUAUCUACCGGGACAUGAGACACCCGCAGAAGUACGGCAAGAGUCUCGUGGUGACGUAUUCCUUCACGUAUUCCCUCGAUUGUGCAAUGGCCAUUGUGGGCUGGCUUAUGUUUGGUGACACAGUCCGGGAUGAGAUUACUGCCAACAUUCUGUUGACAAAUGAGUUCCCACGUGCCUUAUCUAUUUGCAUGAUAGUAUUUAUCGCGACGAUUCCAAUUACUAAGGUACCCUUAAACUGCCGGCCUCUCGUGGCUACCAUCGAGGUUCUUUGUGGACUUGUUCCGCGUCCGGAAGGACAAUCAAGCCAGCAUGGAGCGAUGAAAUCUGUGCUGCGCGAGGCUUCGAAAGCCGCGAUACGUAUAGCGGUGAUCGUCCUUAUUGUUUGCAUGGCAGUUCUCUUCCCGUCAUUCGACAGAAUUAUGGCGCUGAUGGGUUCGGCUCUGUGCUUCACAAUAUGCAUUAUCCUGCCGCUGGCAUUUCACUUGAAGAUCUUCGGCAAAGAGAUUAGCCCACGAGAGCGACUACUGAACUGGUCUUUGCUAGUCAUUUCUUCGAUACUAGCGCUCAUUGGGACUGCCUGGUCCUUUAUACCGCAGGAAACCAUUUCUGCAUUGUGA
This is a messenger RNA of Aspergillus fijiensis CBS 313.89, 1869 nucleotides long. Its product is annotated as putative transporter. The transcript is spliced from 6 exons. The record is from RefSeq and is a predicted model, not a curated record. Gene Ontology annotation, molecular function: amino acid transmembrane transporter activity. Gene Ontology annotation, biological process: amino acid transmembrane transport. Gene Ontology annotation, cellular component: vacuolar membrane. The coding region runs from base 1 to 1869 and encodes 622 amino acids. NCBI's taxonomy places the organism in Eukaryota, Fungi, Ascomycota, Eurotiomycetes, Eurotiales, Aspergillaceae.